GCUAUGCUAACCCUGAACACAGCUCACCUGGGCACAACUGCAGAUCCUGUUCUCUCAACAAAUUUGAGCUUUUAAUGUUAUUAAAACAUGGACCGUAAUCAGGAGAAAUGGGAGCUGUCAGUCAUGUAAAAGGCAACGCUAGUGUCAUGCAGUUGUACAUGAUAUAUGAGCAGAUAUAGAUAUGUGGUGUGUUUCUCAGAGCUAGCCGACGUUAGCUUGAUACUGUCGAUCCCCCAAAUCAGGUUGUCAAGUUCUUGGCCUCACACCCUGAAAGUGGAGUUUGAGAGAUCAGCGAUGGAUCUUCAUCAAUAAGUGUUGCUUACUCCACAGUGAUCAUAAAGUGUAUUCACUGUGUAGUUCUGAAUGUUUCAUUGCCAUGGGAUGACUGGAUAGGGAAACUCUGUUUGGUUAAAUGUCCUGCGCAGAGGAAAUAUCUUGAACUAAAUCUAACAGCAGCUACAGUUGCCUCUUUCACUGUCCUCACGUCAGAUCAGUCACACAGCUAUGGGCUUCUGUUCGCCUGUGUGCAAGGUUUUUAGGAGAGGGAAAUAUAUUUUGCUCUUCCUCAUCUCGCUGUCCGUGCUGGCAUGGAUUGCAAAUUUGUCCGGUGAAACCAUAAAGAAUGCUUCGGUUUCAUUUGCCACGCCACAAGCUCUUGUCAAAGGAGAGAGCCUGAGGGAGAAACUGAAUGCUUUGACGGCAACCCCCGAUCGCUUGAUCACUCCAGCAACAAAGGAUGAAUGCCCUCAGGAGUCUCCACUGCUACAGGGAGCUUUGAAGCUGUCCUUUGAAUCCUCUCUGAAACGGAAGGACGUGGAGAGCGAUAACAAAGCAGUGAUUGAAGGCGAGUUCGAGCCCUCGGACUGCACAGCGAGGCAGAGCGUGGCCAUCCUCAUCCCUCAUCGCGGGAGAGAGAAACACCUCCUCUACCUCCUGCACCACCUGCACCCCUUUCUGCAGAGGCAGCAGCUCCACUACGCCAUUUACAUCAUCCAGCAGGCUGGAGAUGUAACUUUUAAUCGUGCCAAGUUACUCAAUGUCGGGUAUUUGGAGGCGCUGAAGGACUUCAGUUGGGACUGCUUCAUCUUCCAUGACGUGGACCUGGUUCCUGAAAACGAUCACAAUUUAUACGUCUGUGACAAGCAGCCCAAACACUUGGUGGUGGGCCGGAACGCCACAGGAUACAAGCUGCGUUACAAAGGCUACUUUGGAGGAGUCACAGCUAUGAACAAAGAGCAGUUUUUCCAAGUGAAUGGUUUCUCAAACAAUUACUGGGGCUGGGGCGGAGAAGAUGAUGACCUCCGCGUCAGGGUGGAGCUGCAGAAAAUGAAGAUUGUGCGCCCCCCCGCUGAUAUAGCUCGCUACACCAUGGUGUUUCACAAACGGGACAGUGGCAACGAAAUAAACAAAGACCGAAUGAGAUUGUUAGGACGUACGCCGCUGGUUUGGAGAAAGGACGGACUCAACAGCUGCACAUAUAAGACAAUGUCCUUGGAGAGGCUCCCUCUAUAUGUGAAUGUUACCGUGGACAUUGGUAAGCCACUGAGUUGAGAUUUCAAACAGGAAGCCGCGCUGUGACCAAAAGAAGAUAUUCAGAUAUAUAUUUGAUGUAGUAUGUUUAGGCCGCUCAGUGCAGAAAGGCUAUAUGUGUGUACAAGACUCCACAUUUAGCACACAAAAUACACAUUGUUUUGAUAAGUUUACACCAUUAAAUUAAAGAUCCCCUAUUAUACUGUUUUUCAUCAAUAUAUUAUAGGUCUCAGAUAUAUACAAAACAUGUCUCUGAAGUGUUU
This is a messenger RNA of Notothenia coriiceps (black rockcod), 1793 nucleotides long. It is a transcript of the gene b4galt4, whose product is annotated as UDP-Gal:betaGlcNAc beta 1,4- galactosyltransferase, polypeptide 4. Lineage: Eukaryota; Metazoa; Chordata; Actinopteri; Perciformes; Nototheniidae. Gene Ontology annotation, cellular component: Golgi apparatus. Gene Ontology annotation, biological process: carbohydrate metabolic process. The coding region runs from base 505 to 1551 and encodes 348 amino acids. The record is from RefSeq and is a predicted model, not a curated record. The transcript has 7 exons. Gene Ontology annotation, molecular function: galactosyltransferase activity.